GGAGAGGUGAGGAGGGCUAUGGAGGGGAUUGGGGGGAGUAGUCCGCGGUGGUGGGCUUGGGUAUUGUUGGUUGUGCCGCCGGUGGGGGUUGGGGUUGGGGUUUGGAAUGUGGUGGUGAAUUAUUUGGGGAUGAGGAGGUGGGAGGGGAGGGUUAGGGAGGAGAAGGCUAAGCUUUAGUGUGUGUAGAUGUGGUUGUGUUGUGCAUUCACUGUAUCUAUUACUUCUGUAGCGAUGUUUACAUGGUGUUUUUUUCGGGUUGACUUCUACCUCGUCCUACUCAAACCAUCAUGGCUUGUCCCUGCUGGGUUGGAGAUAUCACUAUCCAAGGCCUGGAAACUGAAAGACCUCGUUUGGUUCGUAGUGUGUCGACUGCUGAGCCGCGUUCACCCUUGCCCAGGAGCGUCAGCCGGAUGAACCUCGCCGCGAACGAGUACAAGCUCCAAAGCAGCUCUGAGAAGACGCGCGGCACAGACUCAAAAGGAAUACUGAGACAGCCGACGACCAAAUUCCCAUUCGAAGACAAGCAAUACCUCCGACCACACAUCACGAAGAGACCGCCGGAUCGUUUGCGCGCUGAGAUUGGAGUCGAUUCCGAAGUCCCAGCUUCUGAUGUCAUCAAGGUCCACGCUUAUAGACGACGAGGAAUCCCUGUGAAGCAGGAUCAAGAUUUGAGUCUGGUGUUUGACAAAGCUCCGAUCAAGAAAGGCGAUGUGGUUGUUGGAAAGACGUUUGCGGAGUCGAGUUUGGCGCGUCGUGAUAAUCGUGAUACCAGGGAGAAUAAGAAGAAUAAUGCACCCAAGAGAGAAGCCAAGUCGCCAGAGUGGUGAGCGCGUUGGCGGGGUGAAACCGGACGAGGGAAUAGCAGCGAUUGAUAAUAACCAUACGAGGCGAUGGCUUAUUUGUGCUUGCGCUUCUUUUGCGCACUGUUUCCAGACAACCCUCCACGACCUCCUC
This is a messenger RNA of Aspergillus glaucus CBS 516.65, 954 nucleotides long. RefSeq lists its product as uncharacterized. The coding region runs from base 288 to 827 and encodes 179 amino acids. Lineage: Eukaryota; Fungi; Ascomycota; Eurotiomycetes; Eurotiales; Aspergillaceae. The transcript is spliced from 2 exons. The record is from RefSeq and is a predicted model, not a curated record.